AUGGUUGUUGGUUCGACAACAUACCCUGGCAGACAAGUGCUUCACAAAAUGCAGCCGAUGGGCAUGACUCCACGCGAACUUUCAGAGUACGAUGACUUGGCAACAGCGCUUAUUGUAGAUCCAUAUCUCGGUAUUACCACACAUAAGAUGAACAUUCGCUAUAGACCAUUGAAAACAAAUAAGGAAGAAUUAAAAAACAUUAUAAAGGAAUUUAUUCAAACGCAGGAUUAUAAUAAAGCUUAUAACAAACUGGCUAGUGGUGAAUGGAUGCCAAGACAUUUUACAAAGAACAAGCAUCAACAAAAUAAACUCAGAGAACAUAUUUAUCGAUAUCUAAGAGUUUUUGAUAAAAAGGCUGGAUUUGUAAUAGAGCCUUGUUAUAGGUACUCAAUGGAAGGAAAGGUUGGAGCUAAAAUAUCAACAACUAAAAAGUUUUUUAAGCAUGAAAGAAUAGACUUUCUUGUUGGUUGCAUUGCAGAAAUGACAGAAGAAGAGGAAAAACAAUUGCUCCAUCCUGGAAAAAAUGAUUUUUCUGUCAUGUAUAGUUGUAGGAAGAAUUGUGCUCAGUUAUGGCUUGGUCCAGCUGCUUACAUAAAUCACGAUUGUAGACCUACUUGUACUUUUGAAGCUACAGAUCGUGGCAAAGCUUUUGUUCGUGUAUUAAGGGAUAUUGAUGUGGGAGAAGAAAUAACUUGUUUUUAUGGUGAAGACUUUUUUGGCAAUGGUAAUAGCUAUUGUGAAUGUGAAACUUGUGAAAGAAGGGGCAAAGGCGCAUUUUCUGUAAAAAAUGCACAUAAUGACGAACAAUCUACAAGAUAUAGGUUUAGAGAAACAGAUAAUAGAAUUAAUAGGUAUAAAGCUAAACAAAAUAAAAAAACUGAAAAUGGCAAAAACCCUGAAAAAUCUCGAAUAUCAAAUAGACAACUUUCAAAUAUUGUGUCACCACUCAGUAUGAAAGAAAUGAAACAAAAAGGAUUGACAAAGUAUGAUGCUGAGCUAUUAAUAGCUCAGGGUUGUAUUGCCGAUGUGGUGGAUGGACCUGUUGAAAAAGAAUCACAAGGGAGUAGAGAGUCAUCUGCUUCCAGAAGAGGUGAACGUUUGAGAAAAAGAGCAGAUAGUGGUCGUGUGCCCAAUGGUGUCUCCGCAACUGUAUCAAGUACUGCAUCACAGGGCCAAGCACCACCAUCACAAUGCUGUAAUAUAACUAGUGCACAUAGCACAUGUGACUCCAGUUCUGGUAUUGUUUUGCGAAGUCACAAACGUCUAGUAGAUACUUGCGUUCAGACACCAUGUAUUAAAGUUAGGAAUAAUUCCAAAAGUUGUUCAGAAGCCAAAAUGGGAAGGAAUCAUAGUAUUCCGAAACUGGAUUCAGAUUUGCAAAAUACUGUUGACACAAAUAAUAUACCUAUCAAAGAAGAAUUUACUAAUGAUAUUUUACAAGAGAAUUGUGAGUUAGAUACAACUAGCAUUGUGAGUAACACAGAAAUGGAAACGGAGAGUCAUAAUGACAUAAAAGAAUCUCUGUCACAAAGACUUGAAUCAAGUGCUCCUGUUAUAACAUUUAAGAAGGAAUCCUGCGACCCUUGCAAUGAUCGGGAACAAAAACUUGACAAAGGUGAGUGCGUGAGUGAUGAAGCAUGUUUAAAAAGUGAAAUUUGUGAUUUUAGAGAAAAUGUUAACCCAAGUGAGUCUAAAGAUAGUAAAAUGAACAAACACAAAGUUGAUGUACCGCAUCGGACUGAAGAGGCGAAAAAGGAAUCUGAAUCUGGACCACCAUGGUUAGCCGAUAAUUCAAACAAAAGUAGUGAGUGCCCAUGCACACCACCACGUAGAGGGUUGAAAUUAACACUGCGGGUCAAAAGAAGUCCUGUGGUUGAAGAAGUGAUGGAUUGUGGAAGUACCACAGAAGCACCUGAAUAUGAAGUCUUACGGCUUGAGGGUGUAGAUCCUGAAACUGCUAGGCGUCUUAAGAAACGGCGCCGGUCAAAAGAACGGCAUCGUAAACACAGUCCAAUCCGUCCUUUGCCUCCCAUGAAGCGACUUAGAUUGAUAUUUGGAAAUGAGAGCCGAACUAUAGAUUUACCUACUGCUAUAUCGGCAGACUGA
This is a messenger RNA of Parnassius apollo (apollo), 2106 nucleotides long. The record is from the annotation of a GenBank genome assembly. Lineage: Eukaryota; Metazoa; Arthropoda; Insecta; Lepidoptera; Papilionidae.